CCAUUGGGGGCGGCGGUCAUGGCCCAGGACGACGCCGAACCAAUAACCGAGCGCGCAUUAACGCGCGUCCUGGGCUACGUCGACCCGGUAGCGCACGCCCUGGCGACGAAAGCCGCCGCGCGCGACGAAACCACCAUCGCCGCCGCCCUGAAGAACGUGCUCGGGCCCGAGGCCGCGCGGGCGGUGCAGGAGGCGGUGCAGGCGCGCCAGGGGCCCUCCGAUGACGAGUCCUCGUCGGACGACGAGCAGAUAGACGCGCCGGCCUGGGCGUCCCAGCGGGAUUUAGAUGAGGCCGUCGCGGCCUUCGACGCCUGGGUUCAGCCUGAUGAAACCGAGCGACGCCGGGCGGACGACCUCUUCGCACGCAUCACGCAAACAAUAAACGAAGUGGACCCCUUCGCGCGCGUCGAAUUGCGGGGCAGCCGCGCGAGCGGCUGCGCGUUGUUUGAUGCGGAUGUCGAUGUGGUUGUGGAGGUAAUGCUGACCCUCGAGGCCGUCGCCGAGGCGUUGGGAGAGGCGGAAUGGAGUCGGGGCGCCGAACUGAUCCGGGCGCGCGUGCCCAUCGUCACGGGCAAGGACGCUUCAACAAACCUCGCGUUCGACGUCGCCACGACCCAGGACGCGGCGCGCCAGGCCGCGCACGCCUACGGCAGCGAUUUGAAUGAUGCGUCGUUCGCGCAACACCGGCCGCCGCACUUCGCCUCGACCGUACGGCUCUGCAAAGUUGUGUUAAGGCAGACCGGCCUCGGCGGCGCCUACGGCGGUGGGCUCGGCUCCUUCGCGCUGUGCGCGCUGGUCUUUGACAUCCUGCGGCGCGCGUCGCACGGGACGCCGGGCAGCGCCGCGCUCGGUGCGUUGCGGGGCCUCGGGUCCGUGCACACGUACGGGCGGCCUGUACACCUCGGCGCCGCAGUUGUCGACGUGAAUCUGGACGACCCGGCGGCCCUCGCAGCGGCGUUUGCGCGCGCCGCCGAUGCGCCGACGCUCGGCGCCAUGCUCGACGUACCCGGGCUCGCGCGGACGCGCCGGCGCUUCCGCCGGCGGGGCGACGACCGCGCGUCUGCCGCGCCCCGUCCCGAUCGCGGGGUGAAACGACCGCGCGCGUAGGUGUGACGGCGGCGAGGGCCUGCUUCGCGUGCGCGACAUGCGAGAAGUGCGGCCAGCGGUACUGCUCGCCGCUCUGCCGCGACCGCGCGUUCCUCGCGCACGCGGCCGCGUGCGGGGGCUUGACGACGUCGACGGCGUGCCCGGUGUGCGAGCAGGAGCUGCGGCCGUGCUCGAUGUGCGCGCUCCGCGCCUCCUCUGUGUGAUUUUGUAACGAC
Pelagomonas calceolata is the source of this 1322-nucleotide messenger RNA. Lineage: Eukaryota; Pelagophyceae; Pelagomonadales; Pelagomonadaceae. The record is from the annotation of a GenBank genome assembly.